UUGUUGCUGGUUGUGUUCCUGCAGAUGGAGAGCACUGCCUGAGGCGCAGCGGCACAGACAUGAUACCCAAAGCCCGGAUUAAGACCCUCAAGAUGACCGUUGUAAUCGUCAGCUCCUUCAUCAUCUGUUGGACACCAUACUACCUCCUGGGGAUCUGGUACUGGUUCCAGCCAAAGAUCAUCCAGAGCACCCCGGAGUACGUGCACCACAUCCUGUUUGUGUUUGGCAACCUGAACACGUGCUGCGACCCGGUCAUCUACAGCUUCUACACGGCGUCCUUCCGCUCCGACCUGGCCGACGUGAUGGCCUGCUGCUGCCGUCGCCGGGACAACAACGCCUCCCCCCGCUCUGUGGACCGUCUGUCCCGCCGCAGUGGGGGGGCCGCGGUGGAGAUGGAGUCUGACCUGAGCUCCAACCAGCACAGCGGGAACCCCAGCUGAUGACCCACUGAGGAACCACUCAUUGGUGCAAUAUACCCCAUCUUAGUGUCUGAUGCCCAUCCAUCAGUACGGUUUGAACAACUUGUAGCCUCUAGAACAAUAGUCUGACUCUGUGGAACUGUGAUGAGUCAGCAACAAUAGCCUGUUGUAUGUAUGCACAUAUAUGAUGAACAGUUAUUGCAAGUAUCAAUCGAAUACGUAUAUGCUCAAUAAAUGUCUUGAUGGUUCUGACGGAAUUCCAGUCUUGUGUGUUACAACCAGUGGUGUAGUGGGGAUUUUUUUACUGGUUGGACGCUAUUUUAAUUAGGUCAUCCCAAACAAUGCCA
Messenger RNA from Notothenia coriiceps (black rockcod), 766 nucleotides. Its product is annotated as gonadotropin-releasing hormone II receptor-like. The transcript has a single exon. The annotation marks the transcript as partial. Lineage: Eukaryota; Metazoa; Chordata; Actinopteri; Perciformes; Nototheniidae. Gene Ontology annotation, cellular component: plasma membrane. Gene Ontology annotation, biological process: G protein-coupled receptor signaling pathway; cellular response to hormone stimulus. Gene Ontology annotation, molecular function: vasopressin receptor activity; peptide binding. The record is from RefSeq and is a predicted model, not a curated record.